Papaver somniferum (opium poppy) is the source of this 744-nucleotide messenger RNA. Its product is annotated as 50S ribosomal protein L31, chloroplastic-like. Gene Ontology annotation, biological process: translation. Gene Ontology annotation, cellular component: ribosome. NCBI's taxonomy places the organism in Eukaryota, Viridiplantae, Streptophyta, Magnoliopsida, Ranunculales, Papaveraceae. Gene Ontology annotation, molecular function: structural constituent of ribosome. Bases 57 to 482 code for a protein of 141 amino acids. The transcript is spliced from 2 exons. The record is from RefSeq and is a predicted model, not a curated record.
GAGGCCGAGUAGAAAAAAGGGAUAAGAAAUUAGAGUUCGCGAGACCAGAGAAAAAAAUGGCGCUAACCCUAACGAACACCUUCUUGCAGGCUAGAAUCUCUCCUUCCACCACUCUCCCAUCCAAGGUGAGAGUGGGAAGAGUGAAAGUGGGGAAUGCACGAGCACCCCAAUGGAGUUGUAGAAAGAAAGAAAUACAUCCAGAGUUUCAUGAAGAUGCUAAAAUUUAUUGUAACAAUGAAUUGGUAUUAACUACAGGAGGAACACAAAAAGAGUAUGUGGUUGAUGUAUGGUCAGGUAAUCAUCCAUUUUAUUUAGGUAAUAGAUCUGGUGUACUUAAUGAUGCUGAUCAAGUUGAGAAAUUCAGAAAGAAAUAUGGUGGUCUUGGUGGACUUGAUAGUAAGUUAAUGGAAAUUCCUAAUCUUAAAGGUGAGAUCAUUCUUCCUACUAAGAAGAAAGCACCUGGUAAAGGCAAGAAGAAAUAGGACAAUGUGGGGACUGGUACAAAUUAGGGUUCUGUUUUUAUGAGUAUUUGUUGUUGUUGUUUUCUUGGAUGAUUAAACCUGAAUUCAUGUUAAUUUGAUAUGUUGAACUGUUGAUAUGCUCACAAGUAUUAGUUCAAAUGUUCUCUUUUUGAUGAAUCAGUUGAGCAUGUCGUUGGUAUCAACAGCCAACAAUGUUUCUGUGCUACCAGAGCGAUGUUUGGUUUUAUUAAUUCUUGUUUAAAUGAUUUCUUGCAUUUCUGAA